AAUGUUAAUGACGAGUUGACUCAUGGGUUGUUGUCAAUCGUCAUUCUUGAAACCGUCGUCAUUGCAUGACAAGAAAAUCACCUCCGACGAUAUUUCCGGCCGCCGUGGAAAAGGAGCCAAACGCGGUAAUCGCCACCGUCAUCCUAACGUUAAUGAAGGCAGGGGAUGGCUUUUUUCCGACGUGCCAGACUUCUCCGAGUUCUCGGCAUCGGUUCUUCGUGACGCUACAAAUAAUUUCAACAAAAACGCUGUCGUUUCAGUUUGUUCUGAUCAAGAACCAAACGUUGUUUAUCAAGGCUGCAUUAGGAGCGACAAAGAUAAACGUCUUAUCGCCGUUAAAAAAUUCUCCAAAACAACAUGGCCUGAUCCUAAACAAUUCGCUGCAGAAGCUCGGGCUAUCGGAAAUUUGAGGCACGUAAGACUGGUGAAUUUGAUAGGUUAUUGUUGUGAUGGAGAUGAAAGGUUGCUUGUAUCGGAGUACAUGCCUAAUCAAAGCCUAACCAAACAUCUAUUUCAUUGGGAGAAACAAACCAUGGAGUGGGCUAUGCGAUUGAGAGUUGCACUUUAUGUAGCUGAAGCUUUAGAAUAUUGUAGACAGAGUGGACUCAAAUUGUACCAUGAUCUCAAUACUUGUCGGGUUCUCUUUGAUGAGAAUGGAAGUCCUCGGCUUUCAUGUUUUGGAUGGAUGAAAAAUAGCAAAGAUGGCAAAAACUUCAGCACAAAUCUUGCUUAUACACCGCCCGAAUAUCUUAGAAGUGGUACAUUAAUUCCAGAGAGUGUUGUCUUCAGCUUUGGGACGUUUCUUUUGGAUCUUCUUAGUGGGAAACACAUUCCUCCAAGUCAUGCGGUUGAUACAAUUCAAAAGCAAAACUUAAUUGUCUUGAUGGAUUCACAUUUAGAAGGAAACUAUCCUGAGGAAGACGCAGCCAUGGUGUUUGAUUUGGCUUCCAAAUGCCUUCACAAGAACCCUAAUGAACGGCCAGAAAUUAGAGAUAUUAUCUCAGUUAUCGCUACACUUCAACAAAAACUAGAUGUUCCGUCCUAUACUAUGCUUGGCAUUUCAAAACUUGAAAAGCUUGAAAUGGAACACCCGAAAUCUUUAAUUUACGAUGCAUGUCACCAAAUGGACCUUGAAGCUCUUCAUCAGAUUCUUGAAGCAAUGGAGUACAAAGAAGAUGAAGUUACUUGCGAGCUCUCUUUCCAGCAAUGGGCUCAACAGAUAAAAGAUGUGUGCAACACAAGACAACAAGGCGAUUCGGCUUUUCGGAACAAAAAUUUCGAAUCUGCUAUCGAAAAAUAUACUCAGUUUAUAGAAACAGGAAUCAUGAUCUCUCCUACUGUUUAUGCACGAAGAAGCAUGUGCUAUCUCUUCUGCGACCAACCAGAUGCAGCACUUCGAGACGCGAUGCAAGCACAAUGUGUUUACGCCGACUGGCCAACUGCAUUUUACCUUCAGGCUGUGGCUCUUUCAAAGCUGAAUAUGGUCGAAGAUUCAGCUAACAUGCUAAAAGAAGCCUUGAUCUUGGAAGAUAAGAGAGGCUCAUAAAGUAGACACAUUGCAUUAUACUACAAAGCAUAUUUGGAUUAACUAAAAACAAUGAUCUGUGUAUAGUGAAUCGAGGAUGUAUAUGAACACAAAUAUUCAUUAGAAAAUGUCUUGACCGAUGAUUUGAAUUGGGGAUAAAACAAAGUGCCAUUAGUGUGUUAUUUUACAGAUCAGUAAUAAAAUUAAAAUUUGACA
Arabidopsis arenosa is the source of this 1741-nucleotide messenger RNA. The record is from the annotation of a GenBank genome assembly. NCBI's taxonomy places the organism in Eukaryota, Viridiplantae, Streptophyta, Magnoliopsida, Brassicales, Brassicaceae.